AUGGCGGACCUUGUUCUUGGGUUGGCCAAGUCGGCGGUGGAGGGGAUGCUGACUGCUGUACUAGAGCGCGCUAUCGGUCCUUUCACUGCUGCCAAGUCGGCGAUUGAGGAGGAGGAGAAGCUGAAGAAGGGUAUGCAGCAGAACCUGAUGCUUAUCUCCGACGAGUUCGAGAUGAUGCAUUCUUUCCUCAACGAUGCCAAGGAUCGUGCCACUGACGAAAUGGUAAGGACCUUGGUAAGGCAGGUCCGCAACAUGGCCUUAGAUGUGGAGGACUGCAUCGAAUAUGUUGUCCUCGUGGAUAUCAAGUCCCACUGGAACUGGUGGCGCCGCUUGCUCCCACGUGCACUCUGCAUGCUAGCAGCGGCGCCGGCUGAGCCACUGGAUGAUGCAGUCAGUGCUUUAGAGUUGCUCAAGUCCAGGGUGGAAGCCAUGGGCCAGAGGAACCAGCGCUACAGGCAGAUCGGUGGCUCCAGCUCCACGCACACUGAGGAAAAGACGCCUCAGCAGGCCGUAACCGAUCCAACAGUAGCAGGGGGCAUCCUUAUCGAGGCGAGGGAAGCCAAGAAGAGGCAGGGCAGUCCAAGUGAUCUCGUCGAGUUGAUCAAGAAGAAAGAGCAUGUCCUUCCACUUCAAGUAAUCUCACUUUGGGGUGCAACAGGCGAUCUUGGGGUGACAUCCAUCAUCAAGAAGACCCUUGACAGCCCUGAAAUCUGCAGCAAAUUCAGUUGCCGUGCAUGGGUGAAGCUGACGAAGCGCUUCAACCCUCAUGAGUUCAUCAGGACCUUGAUGGCUCAAUUCCACACAAACUGUUGCCCGCAACAAGGAAGCACCAUAGAUUUUCUGAAGCAGGUAGAAGAGAUUAUGGGUAUGGAUAGGGAACGACUAACCGAGGAGUUCGUCAAGCAAGUUAGUGAAAACAGGUACAUAAUCUUCCUGGAAGAUUUGUCCAGCUCGGUUGACUGGGAGGCUACUGUCAGGGCAUACCUACCAGACAAGAACAAUGGUAGCUGCGUCGUCGUGCACACCCAGCAACUCCAAGUCGCAAGCUUGGUCGUUGGACAAUCACACAGAGUAUUGGAGCUGGAGCAGUUCUCAGCUGACCAUUCUGUUUGUGUCUUUUUCAAUGAGAAGCGUAGCAGCCCAAGAGAUCUCAUCGAGCUGAUCAGCAUGAAAGACAAGCCACUACAAGUGAUCUCAAUGUGCGGAGAAGUAGGUGAUCUAAAGGUAGAAAUGGCACGCAUCAUCGAGAAGGCCUAUGAUCGCAACCCAGAAAUCUGCAAAAAUUUCAGGUACCGUGCUUGGGUGAAGCUGAUGCAACCCCUCAUUCCCCGCGAGUUCAUUCAGAGGUUGCUGGCUCAAUUUUGCGCAAACUACUGCCCACGCCAUGGAAGCGCCGAAGAUUUCCUGAAACUGAAAGGUGUGGAGAUGGUUACCGAGGAUGCACUCAUCAAGGAGUUCGUGAAGCAAGUGAUGAGCGACAAGAGGUACUUAGUCUUCCUGGAAGAUGUGUCCAGUGCGAAUGGCUGGGACGCUGUUAGGGAAUACCUACCAGACAAGACCAACGGCAGCUGCAUAUUCGUGCACACCCAGCUGAGUGAAGUUGCAAGCUCGUGCGUUGGACAAUCACACCGAGAGCUGGAGCUGCUCUCAGCUAACCUGUCUCUUCGUGUCUUUUUUCAAAGAGGGUGAGGAUGAGGAGAGGGCCAUCAAGACGAAAGCUGCAAGGGAAUGGUUAAAGAAACAUCAACUUGUUGGCCGCAGGGCAGAUGUGGAGAAUCUUAGCGUUAAUAAUCCAAGGGUGCAACCCAUGUGUGGAAUCGCUGGUGUUGGUAAAUCAUAUAUUGUCCAACACGUCUACUACAAAAAAGUGAUUGAUGGAAAGAAACCUUUCGAAAAGUUUGGGUGGGUAGAUGUAUCCCAUCCAUUCAAUAUAAGGGACUUCUCAUGGAGAUUACUCUUGGAUUUGCACUCGGGAUCUCUCCAACAUGGUAGAAUGAUGAGAAUCAGAGACCCAAUUCAACAGUGUUGUGAGCUUCUAAAAACCCAUGCUUGUCUCAUUGUUAUUGAUGGUCUGCGGUCCAAGGAAGAGUGGGACUCAAUAAAACAUGCUUUGGGAUUUGAACAUUACCAAAAUCGAACCCGUAUUAUUGUCAUUGUAAAUGAAGAAAGUGUGGCAACAUACUGUUCAGAUAACUGGUGGAACGUUGAAGGCUUAGAAAUUGAUGACGCCCUUGAUCUCUUCCAAAGAACG
Messenger RNA from Panicum virgatum (switchgrass), 2251 nucleotides. RefSeq lists its product as uncharacterized. Gene Ontology annotation, molecular function: ADP binding. Bases 1 to 1689 code for a protein of 562 amino acids. Lineage: Eukaryota; Viridiplantae; Streptophyta; Magnoliopsida; Poales; Poaceae. The record is from RefSeq and is a predicted model, not a curated record. The transcript is spliced from 4 exons.